This is a messenger RNA of Mytilus californianus (California mussel), 3370 nucleotides long. Its product is annotated as low-density lipoprotein receptor-related protein 4-like. The coding region runs from base 138 to 1040 and encodes 300 amino acids. The transcript is spliced from 6 exons. The record is from RefSeq and is a predicted model, not a curated record. NCBI's taxonomy places the organism in Eukaryota, Metazoa, Mollusca, Bivalvia, Mytilida, Mytilidae.
CACUAUACCUAAAAUUUAUACAGAUAAUUUGUUUUUUUUUUAGUAUCCGUUAACAGGCAAUUUGUUUUUACCUGUGAUACAAGGUAUAUGACUUCAGGGUCAGACAAUAUACACAAACAAAAAAGAAUUAAAAGAAAAUGGACGUACAAAAUUGGGUAUACGAAUAUUUGAUAUUACAGAUCACCUUUAGUUUAGUAUGUGCUCAGAGCAAAAUUUUGUUUGCAACACAAAAUGCCUCCAUUAAGGAGUUUGAUCUUCAAACACGCAAAGUGAUUGUAUUGCUUGAACUUGGAGCUACAGUGUAUUCCAUUGAUUACGAUUACAAAAAUAAACAAGUUUAUUUUCCAAGAUAUUUUAACAACGACAUAAUGAGAUUUGGAUACCCUGCACAUUGCAUAGUGUUACACAAAGUUGUCUCGACAAACAAUAAACCAGCAGGAUUAGCUAUUGAUUCUAUUCAUAACCAUAUUUAUUGGACUGAAAGUGUUGGUAGUAUUGGAAGGAUUGUAAGAUGUAAUUUAGACGGAUCAAAUGUUAUAGUAAUAGCCCAAACUCUUGAAUAUCCGUUUGUCAUACGACUUGAUGUUAAUAAUAGUUGGAUGUAUGUCGUCGAACGAUUUUCGAAAAUAUAUAAAUCAAGUCUUGAUUUUUCAAUACAAACAAAUAUUGAAACUAUAUACAGGGAUGUUUCCUGUAUGGAUAUAGACAUGGAAAAUGAAAGACUUUAUUGGAUAGUAGACAUCACCGGUAACCUGAACUCAGGUAGGGUUGAUGGAUCUGACGUAAAAACAAUCAUAAAUACAAACUGCAAAUCGCCAACUUGCAAAAACAUUGCUAUUGACAUCUUUGGUACGAACGUAUACUUUUCCAAUCACAACCAACUAGCAAUGGGUAAUACAUCACAAGGAACCGAUUUCACUGUCCUGUAUACCGACACCAACCGCAUCGAUAGUAUAUAUAGUAUUUCAGGUAAGAGAAGUACAUCAUUAUAUUAUGUUUUAGUAUUUAUUUCAACAAAUAAUUAUGGUUCGAUUAUUUAAACUUCAUAAUCAUCAAAAUCAUUGUAUGAUAUAAAUUUGAUAAUUGAUUCUGUAUCCAUUUUUAUUUAGUUUUAUAGUAUCCUUCACCGCUAUUGUUUUGUUUGUCUCAGUCAAUUAUUAGAACUAAUGAUCUGCUUUAUCUCACUGUUAUAUUGCCUAUAAAGAUAUAAUCGUAAAUUAAUAUUAUGGUCUUAAUAUGUGCAACAACUAUGUGAAAAUGACUAGUUAAUGUGCGGGUGCGUAUGCCUUCUUUUGCAUAUAAUGUUUCAGUCUAAUCAAUGCAUGUAGCUGUUUAACAACCAUGGCUAUUGAUUUUGCUUAUUAUAUAUACAGUCAUAUGUAAAUAUUUAAUAGUUAACUUUACUUAAUUGGUGUGGUCUUUUUUUUUAUCGUAAACUAUUUUUGGUAAUUCAUGAUCUUCUUUUAUGUAUGGUGAACUAAAACUUGAACUUGCUUUACACCUUUACUGCGUACUAGUUAUUUAUUUAAAUUUAAAAAAAAUCUUUUAUGUGUCAAACUCAAACAUUUACAAGCAUAGUGUUUUCUUAGCUUACUACAACACAAACGAUGUUUAAAAAGCAGUUUAAAAAAACAAUUGUAUUUUUAUUUUAAUGUGCAUUAUCUAUGAUGUUUCAAUUGUACAGUGCAUAAACAUGAUAAAGGUGAGUUUUAUAUCAAAUACUAAUUUUUGUUUUGUUUCUAGUAAUAAAAUAAUGUAGUAAAAGUAUUACGUUAUGGAUUUUUUAUUUUUUUUAUUUUAUUUUUUUUUUAUUGUUUUACAGUUAUGAAAUGUAAAUGAAUUUGAUUCAAGGAAAAUGGAAGAUUAAAUCAUUUGUUUUAAUUUUGAUUAACUCAUAUUGGAAUUAUCAUGAUUAUAAUACCAUUGCUACAUUGCUAAAUAUUACACAUUCUUUUUUAGUAUAUCAACACUGUACUUAAAUUUGAUAUGCAACGACAGCAAGACACGAGAGAAGAUAUCGCAAAAAGAGACGGUGGCAGAAUUAUUGUUAACAUAAACAAGAAAACUAAUAGUAUUGGAUUUAAAAUGGAAACGGGGAAUGUGUCAAAAAGACCACAACCCGACCAAAGGGUUUGACUGUUCCAGCGAUAGUUUCAAACUAUUUAUUGUAAUUCGGUUAUCGAGUAAAAACUGUUAAACCUACAUCUGUACAUUGUGUGUGGUUACACUUGAACUUAAUUGACAAACACAAUUAGCUGUCGAGUGCUUAUAAUUAGUUCACCUUAAUCAAAACUGUGAGUCUAACAUUGAAACACAAGUAUAUGAGUGUGUUACAUGAACAAAAGUGACAUUUAUUAUUAUUACUUGUAAUUGAGAACAAGGAGAGUACGAAAGCAGAGAAGGAUCGUUCAUAUUUCAAAAUUCAAAAUUCACAAAAUUCAAAAUUCAAAAAUCCUACAUUUAGACAUGUAUUUAUGUUUCCCCGCACUUACCAACGCCAUGCAACGAGGAUUGCACUUUGAUACUCUCCAGAAAGCUAUGUUAUAAAGUUUGUUAGAAACACGAAUCCCUUUAAACAAGGCGAGGGGUGCAUAAAACGUUCGAAAAGGAUGACUUCAACUUUACUUUUCGAAACCCUUGAUACGACAGCGUACUUACAAGCAGCACCCGUCUAUCAGCCAACGCAAUCACUGGAAUAUUGUUUCGUAUCAUAUUUGAUUAGACGAAAGAUGAGACUUUUGACGUUUCUUUUUGUAAUUGAAUUAAAACAUUCAUAAAGAUAAGUGACUUUAAAAGAUACGAUGAAUUGAUUUUUAUUUAAUUGCAAUAAAGUCUGGGGGUCGCCCCGAAUCGAUGAAUAUUAAAGAAAAGUAUAAACAAAGCACACAAUUCAAAUAAAAAAAAAUCGUAAUACCAUCACUUAUAAAAGAGUCGCAUGUACAAACUGUUCUGAAAUAAUUGCAAACAAUAUAGACUGUAAACGAACUCGACAAGCAGUCAAACGAGUAUUGACCUCAAUUUACCUGAGAAUGCAGAUCAGUCGCCAAUAAGAUAGCCAGUGAGGUGCAUUGAUAUGAUAUACUAGGAAUAUAAUCAUAAAUAUACGAUAUAUAAGACAAUUGCACAAAAUGCACCAAUAUCAACAAAUGAUAUGGAGAUAAUGGAAAUAAAUCAAAAUUUUAAAUAAUUAUAUUUUAACAAAAUGUGCUUCCCUUUUUUGAAGUGAUUUUUAUAUAUUCCAGAAUUUCUUUUAAAUAUCCAAUAGGCAUGGGUCGCUAGUGAUCUUUGCAGCUUAUUUUUCUAUGUAACGUUUCAAUGAUCCACGAGUAUACAUAACUAGAUUGAUUGCCAAAUAUAUUUCAUCAUGCUU